This is a messenger RNA of Carassius gibelio (silver crucian carp), 3468 nucleotides long. RefSeq names its product N-alpha-acetyltransferase 35, NatC auxiliary subunit. The record is from RefSeq and is a predicted model, not a curated record. The transcript has 23 exons. Gene Ontology annotation, cellular component: NatC complex. NCBI's taxonomy places the organism in Eukaryota, Metazoa, Chordata, Actinopteri, Cypriniformes, Cyprinidae. Gene Ontology annotation, biological process: N-terminal peptidyl-methionine acetylation. Bases 59 to 2236 code for a protein of 725 amino acids.
CGCUGCGACAGCGCUGAAUAUCUACAACAGCACGGACUGCCAAUCAAAAGCGGUCUCCAUGGUGAUGAGGUCAUCAGUGGAGGAGGAGGAGGAGGGAGGAUGGGGGCUUGGGGUCCCAGAGAAGAUGAGAAACAACGCCAGCUGGGUGGACGUCACCCAGGACUUCAGAGGAGCCUGUAGAGAACUCAAACUUGGCGAGUUGCUACAUGACAAACUGUUCGGCCUGUUCGAGGCCAUGUCUGCCAUUGAGAUGAUGGAUCCCAAGAUGGAUGCUGGGAUGAUCGGAAAUCAAGUCAACCGUAAAGUCCUCAACUUUGAACAGGCCGUGAAGGAUGAGGCCAUACGGGUGAAGGAUCUGAGUAUUCCUGAGCUGAUCGGGAUCAUGGACACAUGUUUCUGCUGUCUCAUCACGUGGCUGGAGGGGCAUUCUCUGGCUCAGACUGUGUUUACGUGUCUGUACGUUCAUAAUCCGGAUCUGAUUCAAGACCCUGCUCUCAAAGCCUUCGCUCUGGGCGUCCUCAAGAUCUGCGACAUCGCCCGCGAGAAGGUCAACAAAGCCGCUGUGUUUGAGGAGGAAGAUUUUCAGGCCAUGACUUACGGCUUUAAAAUGGCAAACAACGUAACCGAUCUGAGAGUGACAGGAAUGCUAAAAGACGUUGAGGAUGAACUUCAGAGGAAAGUGAAGAGUACACGCAGUCGACAGGGAGAACAACGAGAUCCUGAGGUUGAGUUAGAUCAUCAGCAGUGCUUGGCUCUGUUCAGUCGUGUGAAAUUCACUCGCCUUCUGCUCAGUGCUCUCAUCUCCUUCACUAAAAAAGAGACGAGUGCUGUCAGUGAAGCACAGAAGCUGAUGACUCAGGCUGCUGACUUACUGCCAGCGAUUCACUCCACCGUACAGUACGGCAUACAGUCCCACAACGACACAACCAAAGGAGAUCACCCAAUCAUGAUGGGUUUCGAGCCACUGGUUAACCAGCGCCUGCUCCCGCCCACUUUCCCUCGAUAUGCCAAGAUCAUCAAGAGAGAAGAGAUGGUCAACUACUUCAGCAAACUCAUUGAGCGCAUUAAAACGGUCUGUGAGGUCAUCAAUGUAAUCAACCUGCACUGCAUCUUGGAUUUCUUCUGUGAAUUCAGCGAACAGUCUCCAUGUGUGCUGUCCAGGUCUCUGCUGCAGACCACGUUUCUGAUUGACAAUAAGAAGGUGUUUGGGACUCAUCUGAUGCAGGACAUGAUUAAAGAUGCGCUGCGUUAUUUCGUCAGUCCUCCGGUCCUCUCUCCAAAAUGCAGUUUGAUUAAUAACCACCAGGCUAAAGAUUACAUUGACUCGUUUGUAACACACUGCACACGGCCGUUCUGCAGCCUAAUCCAGUUUCACGGGCACAACCGAGCACGCCAGAGAGACAAACUGGGUCACAUACUGGAGGAGUUCGCCACCCUUCAGGAUGAGGCUGAGAAGGUGGACGCUGCUCUCCACGGUUUGCUGAUGAAGCUGGAGCCUCAGAGGCAGCAUUUAGCCUGUCUGGGCACCUGGAUCCUCUAUCACAACCUGCGCAUCAUGAUCCAGUACCUGCUCAGCGGCUUUGAGCUGGAGCUCUACAGCAUGCACGAGUAUUAUUACAUAUACUGGUAUCUGUCUGAGUUCCUGUACGCAUGGCUCAUGUCUACGCUGAGUCGAGCGGACAGCUCUCAGAUGGCAGAGGAGAGAAUCCUGGAGGAGCAGCUGAAAGUACGAAGCAGCAAGAAGAGCAAGAAGAAGAAGAAAGCUCGUCCUCUGAGUAAAGAGAUCACCAUGAGCCAAGCUUACCAAAACAUGUGUGCCGGCAUGUACAAGACUAUGAUAGCAUUGGAUAUGGACAGAAAGGUGCGCAAACCUCAGUUUGAGCUGGACAGCGAGCAGGUUCGCUACGAGCAUCGAUUCGCACCUUUCAACAGCGUCGUCACACCGCCGCCAGUGCAUUAUAUCCAGUUUAAGGAGAUGUCAGAUCUGAAGAAGUACAAUCCUCCUCCGCGCUCAGCUGAUCUCUAUAUGGCCGCCAGUAAACAUUUCCAGCAGGCCAAACUCAUACUUGAAAACAUCACCAGCCCCGAUGCAGAGGUGAACCGCAUCCUAAAAGUGGCCAAACCCAAUAUUGUUGUAAUGAAGCUGCUGGCUGGAGGACACAAGAAGGAGACCAAGGCUCUUCCUGAAUUUGACUUCUCUGCGCACAAAUACUUCCCCAUCGUCAAGAUCAUUUGAGACGGACCACGUUUCCAGGAUGAGCUCAUCUCAAUGAAAUGAACUGUCGUCACAGUCGCCAAAUAAGUUAACAGCCAUAAGUGUAACUGUACAGUUAAACACACAGACUCACUCACAGUGGUUCAGUUUGAACAGUUUACGAAUCAUGUUCUUCUGUUUGGUUAGUAGUAUUAUAUUAAAUGAAAAAAGCCCUUUCUGGUAUGUUUUGUUUCCAUUAGAUGUUCAAAUGAACCCUUACUUUGCUCACCAGGUCCGUGCUUGACAAGACGCAUGGAACCCAGAGAUAAACGCUACUCGGGAACCACAAACUCAGCCUGCACAGUGUAAAUAAAUAAAUGAAAUCAUCUGGUGUCUCAUACCAUUCAAGCAGCCCUAUUAUCUAAAGAACAGCCAUUGUUCAUAAGAAACAUCAUAGUAACCUCUGUAUAAACCUCGGGACUCUCCAUAGGCGUAAUGGUUUCUAUACUGUACAAACUGUAUUUUAUAUCGCCCUACACUUAAAUCAACCACUCACAGGAAACCCUGUAUAUUUUUAGAUAAAAAAAGUAUCUUGAAUUACAGGGACACAGGUAGUGUCCAUAUUAGUCUCGCGUAGCCAGAUCUUCAGACUGACGGCUGAAGAUCUGGAAACUAUGGCAGCUUUCAUUGGCCAAGGCCCGCCCAUGAGGAUAUUUGACUGACAUGUCCAACAACCAAUCACAGUUUGUUUCAUUCAUAGUCACGUUUCGGGGCGUAUUUAAAUAUUUGACAUACUUUUGAAACUCCAGUGUUGAUCCUGAUAAGUGCUGGUCGUAACGGUUGUAAACACUACGCUGUCUUCUUUAGUGAAGGGGUUUGGUGCCUCAGCAUUUCUGUUUCCAGGCAGAUCGUUAAAGAACGCGACACACACGUCUCCCAGAAAUCCUGUAGAAUUCAGCCAAUCCGACGACACUCCUGAAGUGUUUCCACUUUUGUGUCCCGUAUGCAUCAGACGUUUAGCCUAAGGCUGAGACUAUGUCCUCAUAAACCACCUUCAUAUUGUAAUACCUAUGUCACCCAUGUAAUUAUACAAAUCUGCGUCCUCAUAAACCACCCAAACCAGUACACACACACACACUUUUACAUUUUUAAUCAUUCUGUAUGAUUUAUAAGCUUGUUUCCUCAUUGAGACCUAUAUGUUCCUAUAAAAAAGUUGUAUAAAGUUGCAGAUUAAAAUUAGCCUGAUUGACUAAAUCUGGCACAUUUACAUAGUA